Gossypium raimondii (Peruvian cotton) is the source of this 1812-nucleotide messenger RNA. RefSeq lists its product as uncharacterized. The transcript is spliced from 3 exons. Gene Ontology annotation, molecular function: zinc ion binding; nucleic acid binding. The record is from RefSeq and is a predicted model, not a curated record. Gene Ontology annotation, biological process: DNA integration. The coding region runs from base 1 to 1812 and encodes 603 amino acids. NCBI's taxonomy places the organism in Eukaryota, Viridiplantae, Streptophyta, Magnoliopsida, Malvales, Malvaceae.
AUGCGAUCAAAAGAUAAGGCGGCAUUGUACAUGUUAUUCCGAGCUGUUGACGAGUCAGGCUUUGAGAAGAUUGCAAGUACGACAACUUCAAAAGAAGCGUGGGACAUUUUAGCAAAGUUGUACAAAGGAGCCGACCGAGUUAAACAAGUCCACCUUCAAACUCUUUGUGGAGAGCUGGAAGGCAUGAAGAUGAAGGAAUCAGAAGGUGUCUCCGACUACAUCACGCGUGUUCAAACCAUGGUGAACCAACUCAACCGAAACGGAGAAGCGUUAACCGAUGCACGAGUUGUGGAGAAGAUUUUGAGAUCAUUAACUGAUAGUUUCGAGAAUGUCGUAUGUGCCAUAGAAGAGUCAAAGGAUCUAGCAACGCUCACAGUCAAUGAAUUCACCGGUUCUCUUGAGGCACAUGAACAACGUAAGAAGAAGAAGAAAGAGGAGACACUCGAGCAAGCACUUCAAACCAAGGCAUCAAUCAAAGACGAAAAAGUUCUCUAUUCUCAAUGUAUUCGAGGUAGAGGUCGUGGUCGUGGUCAUGGAGAUCGAGGAAAUGGUCGUGGUGGAAAAGGUCGAGGUCAAGAAGGGAAUUAUGAGGAAAAGGAGCAUUCAAACCAACAAAAUUGGCGUGGAAGAAGACGUGGUCGUGGAAGAGGCGGAUGGUCGAAUUAUUCCAAUGUCGAGUGCUACAAGUGUGGCAAAUAUGGUCACUAUGCGAAGGAUUGUAACUCUGAUAAGUGUUACAAUUGUGGUAAGGCGGGACAUUUCGCGAAAGAAUGUCGCGUCUCAAAAAAGGUGGAAGAGACAACCAACCUAACCACGGAAAAUGAGGAGGCAAAAGAAGGUUUUCUCUUGAUGGCACACAACGAAGUCAACACCAACAACAACAUGGUAUGGUACCUUGACACGGGUGAAAGCAACCAUAUGUGCGGGCUCAAGCACCUAUUCAAAGAAAUGCAAAAGGUUGAAACGGGAUAUGUGACAUUUGGAGAUGCGUCGAAGGUUGAGGUAAAAGGCCAAGAUAAGGAAGGGCGUUUGGUCGCUCUAGUUGAAAUGGAGAGAAAUCACAUGUACAAGUUGAAUUUGAAAAGCGUUCGAGGAAAAUGUUUGCGAGUCGAUGUUGAAGACAAGGCGUCGCUGUGGCAUCUCCGUUUUGGCCAUCUACAUUAUGGUGGUCUAAACAAUUUGGUGAAGAAGAACAUGGUGCAUGGGCUACCAGACAUGGACUAUGAGGGAAAAUUUUGUGAAGCAUGUGUGCUUGGCAAGCAUGUGUUCAAGAAGUUCAAAGUGAUGGUGGAAAAAGCAACUGGUAGACACGUCAAAUCUAUACGAUCUGAUAGAGGUGGUGAGUAUACUUUGACGGCUUUCAUGGAGUAUUGUGAGGAGCAAGGCAUAAGACGAUUCCUAACCGCACCGUACUUACCCCAACAAAAUGGUGUGGCCGAGAUGAAGAACCAGACUGUUCUCGACAUGGUUCGAUCAAUGCUCAAGAGUAAGAAGAUGCCGAAAGAAUUUUGGGCGGAAGUUGUGCAAUGUGCCAUCUAUGUGCAAAAUCGAUGUCCACAUGCGAAGUUGGAUGAUCAAACACCACAAGAGGCUUGGAGCGGACAGAAACCAUCAGUUUCUCAUCUCAAAGUAUUCGGUAGUGAGGCCUAUGCACAUUUGUCAGAUCAGCGAAGAACAAAGCUCGAAGACAAAAGCAAAAGGUUUAUUUUUAUUGGGUAUGAUGAGAAAACAAAAGGAUACAAGCUACUCGACCCGAUAAGUAAGAAGGUUGUUGUAAAUUAUGAUGUACGAUUUAAUGAAGUAAACGAGUAA